UCGAACUGCAUUCGACACCUCUCGUUCCACAUUGAUGUUGUCGCUUCUUUUGCGCUGGCCUGCAGGCUUAGCAGCUCGAGUAUCGCAUCACAAGUCCCCUCAACCCGCCGUUAUCGCUUCUACAUGUCGUCGAUGCGCCUCAUCUAGCGUCAGCUCCGCCACGCAUAGUGAUGACCAGCGCGAGCAUCGCGUGUUCUCUGGCAUCCAACCCACAGGAACUCCUCACCUGGGCAAUUACUGCGGCGCCAUCGCCAAAUGGGUGGCUCUUCAGGGCUCAUCAUCGGCAGCAUCAGAAGUCUCCGCCACCCGACUGUACUCCGUGGUGGAUCUGCAUGCGCUUACAGUGCCCUUCGACGCUCAGCGAACGCCUGGCCAGGUGCAUUCUAUGGUGGCGGCAUUGCUAGGCGCAGGUCUGGACCCGACGCGCAACGUUUUAUUCCGCCAGUCCGACGUGGCUGCUCACGCCGAGCUCGCGUGGUUGCUCAGCUGCAUUACGCCGCUCGGUUGGCUGCAGCGCAUGACGCAGUUUAAGCAGAAGGCGGCAGCAGCCAAGACCGACAGCUCGCUAGGCUUACUAUCGUAUCCCGUACUCAUGGCUGCCGACAUUUUGCUGUACCGCGCGACGCACGUGCCUGUAGGCGAAGACCAACAGCAGCACUUGGAGCUCUCUCGUAUGAUCGCCACGACCUUCAAUACCCGCUUCGGAUCCAACCGCCCGGGCGGAAAGGAAGUACUGCCCAAGCCAUAUCCGAUGAUGGAGGAAGACACCACGACGCUCACCGGCGCGCAGAGGAAAUCUCUUGCGCGUAUCAUGAGUCUGCGCGACCCGACCAAGAAGAUGAGCAAGAGCGACAAGUCAAAGCUCAGUCGCAUUGAGCUCACGGACAGCGCCGACGACAUCCGCAAGAAGGUGCGCAAGGCCACGACGGACGCGGUCAGCGGCAUCUACUACGACCGCGAGGAGCGACCAGGCGUCUCCAAUUUGCUGGAUAUUGCCAGCGCUGUCACAGGUCAGAGCGUCGCGCAGCUGGAGACUCAAUACGCUGACUACGGUACUGGCACCUUUAAGGACAGUGUGGCCGACGCUGUUACUGCCAAGAUCUGCCCCAUCGGAGAGCGCAUCAAGCAGUACGAAGCGGACCAAGAGUAUAUCGACAAGGUGCUGGCGGAUGGCGCAGCACAGGCUUCCGAACUCGCUGCCGUCACUAUGAAAGACGUGAAGGAAGUCAUGGGCCUCGUUAGAUCUUAA
Messenger RNA from Phytophthora infestans T30-4, 1249 nucleotides. Its product is annotated as tryptophanyl-tRNA synthetase. The coding region runs from base 386 to 1249 and encodes 287 amino acids. Gene Ontology annotation, molecular function: tryptophan-tRNA ligase activity; ATP binding. The transcript is spliced from 2 exons. Gene Ontology annotation, biological process: tryptophanyl-tRNA aminoacylation. The record is from RefSeq and is a predicted model, not a curated record. Gene Ontology annotation, cellular component: mitochondrion. NCBI's taxonomy places the organism in Eukaryota, Oomycota, Peronosporomycetes, Peronosporales, Peronosporaceae.